UUUCGGCGAAUGUAUGCCAGGGGGCCGUCCCGCUUGCUAGAUCUAUGGGGUUGGAAGGAAGUGUAUGGGCGUUUUAGGCCUAACCGCUUCCCCUUGAUGUUCUUGCCAGGAGCCUUCGUCUCAGGCUUUUCAGGAAGGUCCAUGUAGGCUGACUUCGCCCAUACCUCAUCGGCCUACAGUCUGUGGAGAUUGCUUGUGUGUCGAGAUAUGGUUUGGAAUGCGCCAAAUACCUAUGGGCUUUCAUGCGCGCUAGUUCACCAGUCGCUGGACCGAUUCGCUUCAAAUUCGAGGAUACGGUGGAACCGAAGACGCAGAAUGUGACGGUGGUGUUGACGUUUCCCAAAAAGUGAAAAAUAGGCCGUUCAGAUUUUUUAGGCCGUGAAAAAUCAGCCGUGAUUCCCGAGCCGGGGAUUCGCGGUGGUGCGUUUCGCUCCCGGAACGACGAUCGACGCCAGAUUUCGACGGAGACGUCGUGUUCGACGCUUUUCGACGUCCGGCAAAGACACAGACACGGGAUUUUGUUUGCUUUGGAGAGCGAGUGUCGGGCAGACUUCGCUUGUCUCUAGGCCACAUCAUCUCACAGGGGCUGUAGUAAGGAUGCUGGCGCGCGCGCGGGAGGAAAUCCUCCCGCUGCCCUUCGGACGCAUCCACUUCACUUCGCCCGCCAAAGGCGCCCCGUUCCACCUCACCCCGCCCUGCGGAACGCCGUGGAACCCUUCGAAGAGUGACAUAUGGAGAGAAAUAGGCGUCCUCGUGAAACGGAACGCUAAUAGAACCGCCUUUGAGCGCCGCGGUCGGCCCUGGCAGCGCCGGAAGAGAGCCGGCGAACGAAAGCGACCGAAGUUGAGCGAUCGCCUCCGCAAAUCUCCGGGAGGGUUGGCCACCAGCUCAAGGUCCUGUGACGUAUGUAACAUUCCAAAAUGGCGGCCGAGAGAGACUGACUUGGGGGACGUACAGAUCUGCGAGUGAAAAAAAAAUGAAGGCGCGUUGGAGUUAUAAUCCUUUAUGCAACCCGUCUCUCUCCCAAGAGGAAGAUUGGACCUACUCAUCUACGCUGAUGAUAAUGGCGUCCCUUGAUUUUGUAAGCUGUGGCCUUCUUUCUGCUCACCAACCACGGGGAAAAUCUAUUAGUCUGUCUGCCCUUUCUCUUCGUUCUUCGGAUGGUCACAGAGAUGGUAGGAUGUAUAAGCCAACUGGACUUCGCGUGAAAGAAAGAAAUUGGAAAGCAUCUAAUUCAUUCAAGAGCGAACUAUGGCCCUGCCUGUUAUGCGCUGCUUCUCAAGGUGUGGGAACUGACAUUGGAGGAAGCCGUUUGCUUUCAUUGUGAGUAAAAGCCUUAAUUUGUGGCGUUCUUAAUGCGUGUAGUUAAUUAAAAGGCUUAAACCUCUUUGUAUAUUCAGGAUUAUACAAACAGGUUGAAGCCUCUUGCAUAGAAGGUUUUAGUUCAUCAAAGUGAAGAUAUAGUAUGUUUGUAAUUGGAAUAAAGGAUGGUUUCAGUUCAUCAAAGUCAAGAUAUUUGUAAUUGAAAUAAAGGAUAGGUUUUAGUUCAUUAAAGUUGAGAUAAAGUAAAUAUUAGUAAUUGGA
Messenger RNA from Macrobrachium nipponense, 1584 nucleotides. RefSeq lists its product as uncharacterized. The record is from RefSeq and is a predicted model, not a curated record. NCBI's taxonomy places the organism in Eukaryota, Metazoa, Arthropoda, Malacostraca, Decapoda, Palaemonidae. The transcript is spliced from 9 exons. The coding region runs from base 977 to 1327 and encodes 116 amino acids.